Messenger RNA from Neofelis nebulosa (Clouded leopard), 3878 nucleotides. It is a transcript of the gene FAM110C, whose product is annotated as family with sequence similarity 110 member C. Gene Ontology annotation, cellular component: cell cortex. Gene Ontology annotation, biological process: regulation of cell projection assembly; positive regulation of cell migration. The transcript has 2 exons. Gene Ontology annotation, molecular function: alpha-tubulin binding. The record is from RefSeq and is a predicted model, not a curated record. NCBI's taxonomy places the organism in Eukaryota, Metazoa, Chordata, Mammalia, Carnivora, Felidae. The coding region runs from base 177 to 1124 and encodes 315 amino acids.
CCGGCGUCGCUCGCCCACAGGUGUGGACUCGGGUUAGUUCAGACCCUGGACCUGGGCAGGCUGGUAGUUGGGCGCCAUUCUCCGCCCGGCGCGGACUUAGGAGUUGGCCCGAGACGCCCGGGAGCCGCAGGCGGAGGGGUGUCCGCGGGGCGCCGAGCACCAGCAGAGUCCGGAGGAUGCGUGCCCUGCCAGCCUCGGACGCGUCCCAGAAUGAGCGGAGGCGGACCGGGGUCCCCGAGGCCCCCCGGGCGCGGGACGCGGCGGUGCCCGCACGCAGGAGCGCGGUGGAAAGGCUGGCGGCAGACCGUGCCAAGUACGUACGGGGCCCGCCCGGAGGCGGCCCGGGCCCUGCUCCCGAGGGAAGCAGUACCAGGACGAGCGAAGGGCCUGCGGGCGACCCUCGGCCCCCGGCCCGCGUCCCCGGUGCCGUGGCGCGCAGGGCCAUUGCGCGGAAGCCUCUGAGGCCUGACUCGCUGGUCAUCUACCGGCAGAAAUGCGACUUCGUCCGGGGACAGGGCGCCCACAGCUCCAUGGGGGGCCUGGUGAGGAAGCUCUUCCAGGGGCCGGGCAGGGACAAGACGCCGCUGCCUCCGGAGACGACCCGCGUGGGAGGGGAGGUCAGGGCCGGGCCCGAGGGGGCUGUCCAGCCCGAGCCCGGCUCCACGGCGGCCUCCGCGGCCCCCGGCGUUCCCUCGCCCCCGGCGUCCCCCGCGCCCUCUGGGACGCCCAGCAGAGUCCGGGCUGCGCCCCGGGGCAGGCGCGGGGGGCUGCAGCGCUCGCAGUCGGACCUCAGCUCCCGCUGCUCCGCGUCCUUGGCGGAAUUUGACACCUUCUUCCAGUUCUGCGGCCUGGAGCCCGAGGUGGUGGAGGCGCUCGGGAGGGAGAACUUCUCGGCGGGGUCGGACCGCGUCACCCUCAAGGUUCGAAGCGUGAGCGUCGCCACCUCAGACAGCGGCUUCUCCCGGCACAGCGGCGACGAAGAGGGGCUACAGGAGGAGGAGCUGAGCGAGCAGCUGCCCAGUACCACGUCGGUUGUCGACAGGAACGCCCGCAUCAUCAAGUGGCUGUACACCUGUAAGAAAGCCCGGGAGGCGCCCGGCCAGGGGCUGCAGGGCCCGGCGUGACAGCUCGCGCUCUGGGGAGACUUGGACCCCAGGAAGCAAGGCUUCCCGAUUGUGGGGGCUCCUUGAAGUAUGUCAUGGAUGACUGGGGACCCAGGUCCAUCCUCACUGCCACAGGAUUUGUUCAGUGCACCCAGGUGGCCACGUGAUUGCUGUUUUCUCAGGAGUAAAGCAUCCCAUUGAAGAAUCUUACUUAAUUCAGAAGCUUUGAAAUGCUAUGGAGAAGAAGGGAACCUGGAACUUGGAAAUCCGCUGAGCUGUAGCUGUGAAGACACAGCUGAAGCUCUGGGAAAUAUUUUCUUGCUUGAGGUAGACCUAUCCUUGCUUCCAGAGGGCAGCAGAGGAGGGGAAAACUGCUUGGAAAUAUUUUCAGGGGCAUCUUUUUGCCUUGCUUGUUGCCAAAGAGGUACCAUGGUGAAUUUUAAUGAUAUCUAAAUUGAUUUUAAAAAGAAAAAAAGGCAAAGAGUAUGAAAACCAAGCAUGAAUAUUGUAGUAUUUACUGCCUUCAAUCAGAUUGGACUGUUUGGCACCAAUUAAAUCAAAAUUCUGUGAUCAUGAGAAGGUACAUUCUUCUUAAACACUGUGGCUAACCAAGAGCAAACCCACACUCACAUACUUACACUUACACCUCCAUUUUAUGAGCAUCACGGCCACUUAAUCUGCAAAAAGCACUUUGAAAAUAAGUUGAGGACUACAAGGUCAUUUUAGUGAUGCCACUCCUAUUGGGUUACAGACAUGUGGACGUGCCAUUAAAAGAGAAGUUAGAGUUGAUACCACUAAAACCCCUGGUUUUGAUGGCUGGCAGGAGAAUUGAGAACUUCCUUUCCUCUCCUCACAUCCACAGCAACCUUCCUCCUUUGCACCAUGUAGAGCAUGCCUCCACGGGGCUCUGGUUCCCAACUGUCCAAAGCAGAGAGCCAUGGAUUACGUGGAACACACCAUGCCCAUAUGCCUAAUUCCCACCUUCAUGGAUCACACACAUCCCAGAUAUGGCACCAGCUUACCCUUCUCUGCAAGAGAUGUGUUUGAGACCAGGGGCAGGCUCUGGGCUGCUGGCAGACUCCAGAAUCAGAAUGCUGUCAGUAGGGAAUUACUGUGACCCUAACCCAUUCCUGACACCCAGGCUGCAUGUAUUUUAUAUUUAGAGGCUUUGGAGAUAAAUGUUAUAUCAAUGAUGACAACCCAAAGAAAAUUUGUAACCCAGUUGACUCUUUUGAAGCUUAUUGUGUUUUAACAAAAUCUGUCUCUUCAGGAACAAGUUAUGGAGAACAGUAUGGAGGGGAGAAAAAUGGGCUUCUCAAUGGUAGAACAUUUUAUAAACCAAUGCAUUUUGAUAUGUUCAUGUACUUGUUUAAUAUUGUGUUCUAAUUUUGUAACUUUUACUGUGAGAGUUUGUCUUAGAGCUACUUACUAUUUAUUUUUACCAUUAUUGGUCUCCAAAUAGUUUUCCUUAAUAUCAUAUGGUUUUAAUUUUUAUCGUACAGCUUUAAAUCAUUUUCUCCUUGGUAUUGUUUUUGUGUAUGUUGUUUCAUUCAAUAUUCAACUUCUGAGUGUAAGCAGAGUACUCACUACUCUAUAAAGUACUCAGUACUGUAGUGAUAUGUUUUCAUAUAAAUCCCACAUAUGCAUUUUUGGAGGCUCUCUUGGCCCAUGGAUGUAUCUUUCUCAUUGUAGACUAUUUAAAGACAACAGUUCCAUGCUUUAAGAAUUUUCUCUCAACUGUCCCUCUAAAAAGCCUGCUACUUUGCUGUUGAAUGGAGUGUGGUUUAAAAAGAUAAUGUCAAAGAUGAGAGGAGGUUUUUUUAAAAGGCUCUUUACAUAUGCUCAGCUCCCUUAUUUGCAGAUGUUUCAUUAAUUGUGCAUGUCAGUGCUUCAAGUAAAACUGUUCUGUGCCUGUCUUCUGUCAGAAUAGGAUGAACUGAAACCUCAAUCAUAUUUACCUUAGAUAAGAAUGGCGCAGACUCACCAGACUCACAUAAACAAAUUGGUUGUAUUUAAAAGCACCAAGAUCUUCCAGAAGCAUCUAUGCUUCUGUGGAGGUACUGGGAAGGAUUCAGCCCUGAGCUAAUUCAGAAGCAGAUCUCGGAGGUGGGAGUGGAGAAGAGGAACAGCGUGUCUCCAGGCUCCAACAGGGGCCAUUGAGGGUCUGUCUCUUCCAUUCAGGUUCAUGCCUUAGUGUCAGGUUCCAAGUGUGCGGGUGGAGGGGAGAAGUCCCUUCUUAACCCUGAAUUAUCCCGGUCUGCUGGAGACUUUGAGAAAAUCAAAUUUGAAACUCAGUCUGAAUGCACAGCUUGUAAUUGCUUCUCACAAGGAUAACAAUAAUUACUAAUGCAAAAUAGUUUCGUUUGUUCAUGAAAGAAUAACAUGUAAAAUAAUAUGAUUAAACACAAUGAAAACAAAUAAUUAUUGAUAAAGCAAGGAAAAUAGCUUGACAGUAUCCUUUUCACUAAUAUACGGGUAUAGAUUAACAAUGCCCCUGACUGAAAGGUACUUAUGUAACUGUAAAGUUUCCUCAUAUAUGGUUUUUAAACUACUGGUCACUGACACUGACAUAAAAAGAAGGCUUUAUUAAACAUUGCCCUUUUCAGUAGGUUCAAAGUUCAAUGCCAUGGUUACAGUUGGUGAUACCAUAAAACAUCAGGCCCAGGUGAUUGUUAUGGUGGUUUUUAAAGAUAUUUUUCUACACACUACCUGCAACUAGAGUGCAAUAUUAUGUAUUCUGUAUUAAAGAAAUAAAAUAUUUUUUAUCAUUUCUUA